Messenger RNA from Oryza sativa Japonica Group (Japanese rice), 2163 nucleotides. The record is from RefSeq and is a predicted model, not a curated record. Lineage: Eukaryota; Viridiplantae; Streptophyta; Magnoliopsida; Poales; Poaceae.
GCGCGUCCUCCACCAUACCACGAUACACUCCACUCCUACUCUUUUCUUUUCAAGUUUUUGAAUGCUCCGCUUGCUCUCGCCUCGUCUCCUCCUCGAUUCUCGUGUCGCUGCUGCUGCUGCUGCUGCUGUUGAGCAGAGCAAUCUCUCGCUCGUCUGCUUGGUGUUUGCUCGAUAUUGAGAUCGAAUAGGAAGUAGAGUUAGAGCGAGUGAAGUGAUUGCUCCUUUCAUUGAUGGCGAGCGAGCUACCUGUGGUUAGUUUCCAGCUUUUCUGAGCUGUACUGUUGGUGUGGGUGUGGUCAAUCCGUGAAAAAUCCCCAAAAUCCUGUAAAGUUUCAUCCCGAAUUCGUUCCAGAAAUCCAUCCAUUUCUUGGAUUUGAUCUUUGUGGAAUCGAAUCAUCAAUCCAAUCUCGUUGGGUCUUCACGGCUCCGAUUGGGGAUUUAGCGGAGGUGUGUGUUCGAGUGGUAGCAAUGGCGAGGUUGGUGGUGGUGAUUGUGGCGGUGGCCAUGGCGGCGUGGUGGGCGGUGGCGGCGGUGGAGGGGUUGGGGAUAAACUGGGGGACGCAGGCGACGCACCCGCUGCCGCCCAAGGCGGUGGUGCAGCUGCUCAAGGACAACGGGAUCGCCAAGGUGAAGCUGUUCGACACCGACUUCGCCGCCAUGAGCGCGCUCGCCGGGAGCGGCGUCGAGGUGAUGGUCGCCAUCCCCAACAAGGACCUCGCCACCAUGGCCAGCGACUACGGCAACGCCAAGGACUGGGUCAAGAAGAACGUCAAGCGCUUCGACUUCGACGGCGGCGUCACCAUCAAGUAUGUGGCCGUUGGCAAUGAGCCCUUCUUGAAAGCAUAUAAUGGUUCGUUCAUCAACAUCACAUUGCCGGCGCUGCAGAACGUCCAGAACGCGCUGAACGACGCCGGCAUUGGCGACCGGAUCAAGGCCACCGUCCCUCUCAACGCCGACGUGUACGAAUCCACGGUGCCGUCCGCCGGCCGCUUCCGCCCCGAGAUCGCCGGCCUGAUGACGGACAUCGUCAAGUUCCUGGCCAAGAACAACGCGCCCUUCACCGUCAACAUCUACCCCUUCCUCAGCCUGUACCUGGACGAACACUUCCCGAUCAACUUCGCCUUCUUCGACGGCGGCUCAACGCCGGUGAACGACGGCGGCAUCAUGUACACCAACGUGUUCGACGCCAACUUCGACACGCUGGUUGCCGCGCUCAAGGCCGUCGGGCACGGCGACAUGCCGAUCAUCGUCGGCGAGGUCGGGUGGCCGACGGACGGCGACAAGAACGCCAGGGUGGACCUCGCGCAGCGGUUCUACGCCGGGCUGCUCAAGCGGCUCGCCGCUAACGUCGGCACACCGGCGCGGCCGAACCAGUACAUCGAGAUGUACCUGUUCGGGCUGGUCGACGAGGACAUGAAGAGCGUCGCGCCGGGCAGCUUCGAGCGCCACUGGGGCGUCCUCCGGUACGACGGCCAGCCCAAGUUCGCCAUGGACCUCGCCGGGCAGGGCCGGAACACGAUGCUGGUGCCGGCCAAGGGCAUCGAGUACCUACCCAAGACGUGGUGCGUCAUCAACACCAAUGCCAAGGACGUGUCCAAGCUCGGCGACAACAUCAACUUCGCCUGCACGUACGCCGACUGCACGCCGCUCGGCUUCGGCUCGUCGUGCAACGGCAUGGACACCAAUGGCAACGCGUCCUACGCCUUCAACGCCUACUUCCAGGCGCAGAGCCAGAAGGAGGAGGCUUGCAAUUUCCAGGGCCUCGCCGUGCCCACCGAGACCGACCCCACCACCGCGCAAUGCAACUUCACAAUACAGAUCAAGUCGUCGGCGGCGGCGGCGGCGGCGGCGCCGGUGGCCGCCGGCGUGGUCGUGGCGGCGCUGGCACAGCUCCUGCUUCUGUGGUAGCAUUGAGAUCAGUGUGCAUUGUUGAUUUGUUGCAUUCUUUGGAGAUUUUACCCUUUGGAUUAGAAGCCUGUGAUGUGAUUCAGGUGCUUUUUAUUUGAAGAAAUAGAGGAGGUGGUUAAUUUGUUGUGUAAUUAGUUGAUUUGAGUACAGUUUAUCUGAUGACAUUAGCUUAAAUUGGUGCUUUGUUUUUUUUUUUGCUCAUAUCCGUCCAAUGUCCAAUGUCGAUUAUCUAAUAUUCAGAAAGUUCAUCUGACA